Chaetomium strumarium is the source of this 1937-nucleotide messenger RNA. RefSeq names its product kinase-like domain-containing protein. Gene Ontology annotation, cellular component: cytoplasm; nucleus. The transcript has 6 exons. Gene Ontology annotation, biological process: protein autophosphorylation; intracellular signal transduction; peptidyl-serine phosphorylation. Bases 213 to 1805 code for a protein of 530 amino acids. Gene Ontology annotation, molecular function: calcium/calmodulin-dependent protein kinase activity; calcium-dependent protein serine/threonine kinase activity; ATP binding. Lineage: Eukaryota; Fungi; Ascomycota; Sordariomycetes; Sordariales; Chaetomiaceae. The record is from RefSeq and is a predicted model, not a curated record.
CAGAGGCAGGAAGUCAUCAGACAAGCUCCUUCCCGAAACUGAGAAACCACCUAGGUGCGACUCGGUUUUUCGAGUCACAACUUGAAGUCUGUCUACAACUCCCUACACACAAAUUAUGCAUAGAAAUCAUGGAAACAUUACAGACCAGAAUGGAAACAUGACUUGAUGCGUCCACCCAAAUCUCGAUGGCAAGCUGAGCUCUUCUCUUGAACAUGUCGUCAACGGCUGUCGGAAUAGUGACUUGGGAGGACACGAGCAAAGAGCCCCCGGAUAGAGGAUCUGUCUUGAUUCCUGCAAACAAGACCGUCUUAGUUGGCCGGGAUGAGGCUAGGAAUCAUAUCGCAUUUGCAGACCCAGUGGUGUCGAGAUCUCAGCUGGAAAUCUUCUCCAUCGUUGUUGAUGAAGAGGGCAAGCACCCCCCUCUCGUUUUUGUGCGCGAUCGAGUAUCCUCGAACGGGACCGCCGUCAAUGGUCAGCUCAUCGGAAAGGGAGCGAAGUUGUCCCCGUCCAGACUGCUCGAAAACGGAGACGUGAUAACCAUCGGGCGGCAUCCUCACUUGACUCUCAAAGUCCAGCUGUCGCAGGUUCAGUCCUCGUACAUCCUCAGUCCUACCCAGCAGCAGGAGGUCGAGCUCUUUAAAGACCGCUAUGUUGUCAUUGAUCGCACUAUUGGCGAAGGCGGUCAUGCUGUGGUCUUUCUCGCCAAGGAGGUCGAGACUGGACAGCACGUUGUCUGCAAAGUCCAUGAUAUCAGCAGAUUUUCACAGACAUCCAGGGUAGUUGAGAGAAUUCGCCAAGAAGCAGCCUUGCUGAGCACGCUGGACCAUCCAAAUAUCCUCCCCGUCAAGGCGGCGUUCGAGACGCAACAGACAAUAUAUGUCAUCAUGGAACUGGCGACGGGAGGCGACUUGUUCUCGCUCCUUCUCAGGUACAACCGGCUGGCUGAUUGGGCGAUCAGGUCUAUCAUUCGGCAGGUCCUUCGCGGUGUCACCUAUCUUCACAGCAAAGGCGUCGCCCACCGAGACAUCAAACCAGAGAACGUCCUCUGCGGGGUGACACCCCAGGUCCCGUACCGGAUCAUGCUAGCCGACUUUGGGGACUCGGGCAUUGCUGGUCCGCAGAGGAUGAAGUCCGCCGUCGGAACUCGGUUCUACCGACCGCCUGAAUGUGCUGCUCCAGACCAUCACCACGAUCUAUCGGUUGAUAUUUGGGCAGUCGGGAUGCUUACCUUGCAGCUGUUCCUCGGAUACCAGGAGCUACCCGGGCUUGAUUCCGUCGUCUUCAAGAACCAAGAAGAUAUUGACGAAUAUCUGGACCUGACAUUCUCUGGCUUCGAUCCUCAACUCCGAAUUUCCCAGGCAGCAAAGGAUUUCAUCCGCCGUUGUCUUGUCUAUGACAGCGCAAGAAGGCCGACGGCCCGCCAGGCCUUCUACCACGCAUGGCUUCAAGAGCCGAAGAGCGACAGGGAGACGUUCAAGCGAUUGGAGGCGGAGAGCGCCCUACUAUGGAAGCCCCAGUGGGUCAAGUUCCCCGUUAUCGAAACCCUCAAAAGGGAAUCUACUGGCAUGGAUAAGCGUCAUGGCUCAUAUGCAAACAACUACAACGCCCCGAAAGAUUCUGUGUCGCCGCAUUUCAUGGACCGCAAGCAGGUGACGGCAGCUCUGAGACCGAGAACGCACAGCAAGGGAAAGUGUGCAGCCGUUCCAACAACGCCGAUCGGACACGACACUAUGGAGCAAAAGAAACGGAAGGAUAUGGCGCCUGUCACUGGGGGCGCGAAACGACUGAAGUCUUCGCCGACUUGAUGCCAGAAAUAGGCCCAACUGCGAGAUCGGGGAGAUUGCAACAGACUAACCCCUUGCCCAGUGCUGUAAUAAGACCGCAUGUAGCUAAUUUGCAACAAACAUCCAGGUGAGAAGUGAGAACCUUAGAAGACC